Messenger RNA from Halteromyces radiatus, 1767 nucleotides. RefSeq lists its product as uncharacterized. Gene Ontology annotation, biological process: cellular response to starvation. The transcript has 7 exons. Lineage: Eukaryota; Fungi; Mucoromycota; Mucoromycetes; Mucorales; Cunninghamellaceae. The record is from RefSeq and is a predicted model, not a curated record. Gene Ontology annotation, cellular component: nucleus. The coding region runs from base 157 to 1545 and encodes 462 amino acids. Gene Ontology annotation, molecular function: DNA-binding transcription factor activity; RNA polymerase II transcription regulatory region sequence-specific DNA binding.
UUUUUUUUAUAAACCUCGAACUCAGCACGACCUUGUCAACGAUGUAUUAAACGUGAUUUGGCAACCACUUGUAACGAUGGUGUUCAUAAAAGAGAAAAACAGGAAUCAUAUGAAGAUUUUACUCCUCCUACCCCAUAUCCACAAGAAGAAACUACAAUGGGAACAAGCUUUUUGGAUACAAGUCAGUUGUUAAACUUCUCUCUUGCAGACCUUGGGUUCGGGUCAGAAACAGCCGGACUGGAGUAUGGCAUUAUUGGGAAUAUGUUACAAAACCCUAUGGAUCUCAUAUCUGGUACAACAAAUACAACAACUGCAACAAUAACAGCCUCAUCAUCAUCACCAACCAUAACUACUCCUACUCCUACUUCUUCCAUCAACAAUAUUACAUCAUCCUCGAACGUUAUGACUCAUACUAUUCCCACUACAACAUCUUCUAUGCCUUCAACAUCACCUCUUUCCCAAUCAUCUGUUACCCCAACCUCCUCCUCUCAUUUAGAUCCUAUGACCUCAAUCUCUUACAAUCCCACUACAACUUCUUCGUUCUCUCCUAACGCCAUGUAUCCCUUUACUCCUACCGUCUCUACUUCGUCUCCAAAUACCAUGAUGUUAAAUCAUCCAUCGCUCGCCCAUUCACAACAACAAGCUAUAAUCAAGCAACAACAGCAACAACAGCAACAACAGCAACAACAACAACAACAACAACAGCAACAGCAACAACAACAGCAACAACAGCAGCAACAACAGCAGCAAAAACAGCAGCAACAGCAGCAGCAACAACAGCAGCAACAGCAACAACAGCAACAUCAGCAACAGCAACAACAACAACAACAGCAAAAACAACAACAGGCGAACAAUAGGUCGGCUAUAUCACCGAACCAUCAACAUCAUCAUCCUAGUACCAUCAAACGGGAAAGUGUGGCGUCCACAUCCAGCGCAAAUAGUAGUAGUCGGAGGAAAGGUAGUAAUGGGAACACUCCUGAACAGGUUUACAACAGUGUCAAGAGACCAUUCAAUUAUGCCGAAGGAUUUCAUUACUUAAUUCAGUAUGUGAAACAAAAAAUGGGUAGAGAUGAUCUGAUGAGGAUUAGUCGUGCAUUGGCUUUGAUUCGACCUUCCUUUUUGGCAUUGAUUAUGAACUUGACAGAAGAGGAUCUAGUAUUUAUGGAAAAAUGCUUCCAACGAACUUUAUUGGAGUAUGAAAAGCUGAUCAGUUUCUCGGGAACCCCUACUGUGGUAUGGAGAAGGACAGGAGAAGUCUGUUUAGCUGGCAAAGAAUUCUCAUUACUGACACAAUGGACCAAGGAUGCAUUACUAGGGAAGAAAACAUAUAUUUAUGAGUUGAUGGACAAUCAAUCAGCUGUAGAAUAUUGGGAACAAUUUUCAACUCAUGCAUUCGACAAUACUGAUAAGGCUUGUAUUCAUUCUUGUAUCCUGCGAACUCCUCAACAACGACCUGUACCAUGUACUUUUUGUUUCACUAUCAAGCGUGAUAUUUUUGAUUUACCCAGUGUAAUUGUCGGCAAUUUUUUACCUAUACUUAGUUGAUAUUAAGCUUCCUUUUUAUCUUUUAUUGUUUUAUUUAUACCGCGCCUCAAAUUCUCCCUCUCCUCGAUUACCCCUCACACCAUAGCCCUACCUCAUUCGUUUACUUUUUACCAUAGUUUUAUUUUAUUUUAUUUUUUAUCUGAUACGCCUCUUCUGUAGCUCUUUAUUUUCUUUCUUUCUUUUUUUUUUGGCAUUAUAUCAUAAUCUACUUUUUACCUUUUU